CUAUCUCAUUUCGUGUGUGCAUUGCGUGUGUACGCUCGUUGCGUCUCCCAUCACUACCGACUUUACACUUCCUCCUCCGACAUCGUUCGCUAAAACAUCAGCUUUCGCUCACUCUAAAAGUUUACGUCAUCCGACCGAUCUCCGACCGAUCAGAAAACAAACAACAAAGAAACAUCACAAUGGCCGUCGGUCGCUUCCUUUGCGUAUUGGUGCCGUUUGCACUCACCAUCGCAUCCAUCGUCUUCUUCCUAGUCCCCACCCUCGCGGGCGUCGCCAACAAGGACCUCUACCUCUUCCAGGUCAACGUAGAGGACCUGAGCAUCAACCCGGCAGAUGUGGACCACAUAGUCGGCAACCUCGACAUCGACAUCAAGCCCCGCGCCGACAAGAUCGAGACCAACAUCACCGCCAAGCUCCUCGACCUCGAAAAGGUUUAUGACAUUGGUCUGUGGGGAUACUGCUACACUCCCUACAAGGGCAAGCGCCAGUGCGUCAAGCCCAAGUUCGACUGGGCUUCCGAGGUUCUCAACACCACCUACAUCGAGCACUUUGGUUCCGCUGCCGGCGUCGAGAUCAAGCUCCCCGAUGAGGUCAAGUCUGCUCUCAAGGCCUACAGGACUGCCAACAAGUGGGUCGAGAUUGCCUUUGUCGCUGCUAUCGUCCUGUUGGCUCUCGAGGUUAUUCUCGGUAUCUUUGCCAACUGCUCUCGCAUCUUCUCCUGCCUGACCUGGAUCAUCGCCGGUCUCGCCGCUGUUGUUGCUUUCGGUGCCGCUCUCGCCUCUACCCUCAUGGCUGGUGCAGUUAUCGGUGUCGUCAAGGGCACGGCCAAGUUCUAUGGAGUCAAGGGCCACAUCAACAACACCUUCCUCGCCAUGGCCUGGAUCGCCGUCGCCUUUGCCAUCGGUGCCAGUCUCUUCUGGCUCUUCACCAUCUGCUGCUGCAAGCCCGAGCACCGCAGCCGCAAGGACCGCAAGAACCGCAACUCGGAUGGCGAGAAGCUCCUGGGUGGCGGCUCCCGCGGCUACGCUCCUCUCGGCAACGACCACGAGAUGACGACGGGCUUCUACAACAACAACAACCAGACCCAGUCCCAGUACGGCGCUCCCCGCUACCCCAGCGGUGCUGCCCGCUCCGAUCUCGCCUACGAGCCCUACUCGCACCGUGCCUAAGCCGGUCGCGGGAGGGUUUCAUGAAGCUCUCACGACAUGAUUAUUGAGUCUAUACUUUGAACAAACUUGAUGAUGCUGCAUUAAUGGCGUUUUUUGGAAUCUUAAUCGGAUAUUUGGAUGAACGACUUGGGCAACGGGAUCUGCUACGUGCGGUCACAUGGUCAUGAAGGCAUCAUUUGGUCAUUUUUUUCUUCUUGUUUCUUUGGCGGCAGUCCAAUGUAGAUUUGGAACUGCGGGAUGGAUAUUGGAUGGAUGGGAAGAUGCCGAUGGAUGGACGGCAUGAUACCCAAAUCUGUUUUAAGGACAUGAUAUGAAUAUACAUGGCUCGGGUUACUAUUCGAUUGUGCGAUAUGAAAAAUCAGUCAAUGA
This is a messenger RNA of Fusarium vanettenii 77-13-4, 1538 nucleotides long. RefSeq lists its product as uncharacterized. The transcript has a single exon. Bases 180 to 1169 code for a protein of 329 amino acids. The record is from RefSeq and is a predicted model, not a curated record. Lineage: Eukaryota; Fungi; Ascomycota; Sordariomycetes; Hypocreales; Nectriaceae. Gene Ontology annotation, cellular component: cell cortex of cell tip; plasma membrane. Gene Ontology annotation, biological process: fungal-type cell wall organization.